AUGCAACUCGUGGGUUCUGAACAAAAGACUGCUUCUGCUUUCAUCGACUGCAGGACGUGGAUUCAAAUCAAAGACGAUCGGAUCGAUAUCGGACCAUGUUCGGUAGUAAAGGAUGAGUGUUCAUCCUCUCGGCAUUUGUUAGGCAAAAUGUGGGGUGUGAUUCGCGUCCUACAGCAGCAUCUGCAUGAUUGUAGCUGGCGCAUUGGUGAAAACGAUAUGCGGAUACUCAGGGGUACGAUUCGGCUCACGGAGUUGUGGGAUUCCGUACGCUUCAGAAGGCAACGGUCGAAGUCUAGAGCUGAUGAAGCUCGAUGCGAAGUGUCCAGGUUGGUGGCGACGGCAAUAUUCGCGGCUGAUGCUGAAUAG
Pseudozyma hubeiensis SY62 is the source of this 366-nucleotide messenger RNA. RefSeq lists its product as hypothetical. The record is from RefSeq and is a predicted model, not a curated record. NCBI's taxonomy places the organism in Eukaryota, Fungi, Basidiomycota, Ustilaginomycetes, Ustilaginales, Ustilaginaceae. The transcript has a single exon. The coding region runs from base 1 to 366 and encodes 121 amino acids.